This is a messenger RNA of Sorex araneus (European shrew), 894 nucleotides long. RefSeq names its product tissue factor pathway inhibitor (gene TFPI). Gene Ontology annotation, cellular component: extracellular region. NCBI's taxonomy places the organism in Eukaryota, Metazoa, Chordata, Mammalia, Eulipotyphla, Soricidae. Gene Ontology annotation, biological process: negative regulation of peptidase activity. Gene Ontology annotation, molecular function: serine-type endopeptidase inhibitor activity. The transcript is spliced from 7 exons. The record is from RefSeq and is a predicted model, not a curated record. Bases 1 to 894 code for a protein of 297 amino acids.
AUGAAGAAGAAACAGUUAUUUUGGGUUUCUAUAUGUUUGCUGCUUAGCUGUGUGUCUACUCUUAAUGAUAUUGAUGAAGAUGAUGAAGAGCAUAUUAACAGUACAGGUGCCAGCUUGCCACCACUGAAACUUGUAAAUUCAUUCUGUGCCUUUAAGGCAGACGAUGGUCCAUGCAAAGCAUUGAUACAUAUGUAUUUUUUCAACAUCCGCACUCAACAGUGUGAACAAUUUAUAUAUGGGGGAUGUGAAGGAAAUCAGAAUCGAUUUGACACCCUGGACGAGUGCAAAUAUCAAUGUGUAAAAGGCUAUCGGGAAAGUAAAUGGACAAAGGAAACACCGCUCAAAGAAAGGCUAUAUUUCUGCUUUUUGGAAGAAGAUCCUGGAAUUUGUCGUGCCUUUAUUACUAGAUAUUUUUAUAACAAUCAGUCCAAGCAGUGUGAACGUUUCGACUAUGGUGGGUGCCUUGGAAAUCUCAACAACUUUGAAUCAUUGGAAGAAUGCAAGAACAGCUGUGAGAUUCCAUUGAAUGUUUCUGAAGAUGAUGCUUCUAGAACCCAGACUGAUGCAGUGAAAAAUAACUCUUUGGCUCCCCAGCCUACAAAGGUUACCAAAUUUUUGGAGUAUCGUGGUCCCUCCUUCUGUAAGACCCCAGCAGACAGAGGUCUGUGUAGAGCAAAUGAAACAAGAUUCUACUUUGAUUUCAGCAUCAAAAAAUGCCGCCCAUUUUUAUACACUGGAUGUGGAGGGAAUGAAAACAAUUUUAUUUCUAAAGAAGAAUGUACUACAGCUUGUAAAAAAGGUUUCCUCUGGAAAAAACGAAAGGGAAUUUUGAUUAAAACCAAAAGAAAAAAGAAUCUACCAGUGCAAGUAGCAUAUGAAGAAAAUAAAGAUUAA